CUGCAUUUCCCUCUCUCUCUCUCUCUCUCUCUCUCUCUCCAAUAUUCUGCUCCAUGUGACACAGAGAGAGUGGAGAAAACGAAGAACACUUCCCUCUCCUCUCCGCAGAUAUAGAGAGAGAAACAUAUACUACUCCAUUUCAGAGAGAGAGAGAGAGAGAGGAAGAUUGUUACCGAAGAGGCCAUCAAAAUGCAAGAUCCAUCGAACUCAAAGCUACUAACUCCGACGGCGUCGUUCAGGUCGGCACACCACCGCCGGGCCCACUCGGAAGUCAACUUCCGUCUCCCGGACGACCUGGAUCUCGGGCCGGACGCGUUCGACGGGCCGUCGGGCAGCUUCGACGAGUUCGGAUCGGAGGACGAUCUGUUCUGCACUUACAUGGACAUGGAGAAGCUCGGAUCCGCCGCCGCCGACGGAGGUGACAAUGACGGCGGCGGAGAGAAGAGUUCGAGGCCUAGGCAUCGGCAUAGUAAUUCGGUUGAUGGAUCGGUUUUGCUUAGUGAGAGUAUAGAGGCGAAGAAGGCAAUGGCGCCUGAGAAGCUUGCUGAGCUGUGGGCCAUCGAUCCUAAGCGGGCCAAGAGAAUUCUGGCAAAUCGGCAGUCUGCUGCUCGUUCAAAAGAGAGGAAAGCUCGGUACAUUACAGAACUUGAGAGAAAAGUUCUCACCUUGCAAACAGAAGCAACCACCCUCUCUGCACAACUCACACUGUUCCAGAGAGACACAUCAGGUCUUUCUAACGAAAAUACCGAGCUCAAGCUUCGGCUACAAGCUAUGGAGCAACAAGCUCAGUUACGCGAUGCGCUGAAUGAAGCACUAAAGCAAGAAGUGGAAAGGCUCAAAAUUGCCACCGGAGAAUCAACAUCCGCAUCAGAUUCCUACAAUUUUGGCAUGCAGCAUCAUCCAUUUGCCCAGUCUUCCUUUUAUCAGCCACAACAAGGGCCAAACAAUCCCCGUCACAUGCAAAUGCUGCAGUUCCACCCCAACCAGUCUAACAUGCUGAACCACCGCCACUCACUUCUCAUGGCAUCCCAAUCACAGGUCCUCUCCGAGAUGCAGGGCCUUGAUAUCAAUGCCAGAGGCUCCCAUCUUGUGAAAUCAGAAGCUCCUUCUAUUUCCCCCAGUGAAAGCACCAGUAUUGCAUUUUGAUCCAAAUGGUAACAACCCACGAGUUACAUUGUUGAAGUGUUCAUAGACUGACUCCUCGUUUAGCAUCUGCAAGUAAGAUUUCCUCAGAAUUUUGAUUUAUUGGAUUGAUUGGUUUUACUGGGAUCCUUAGGUCUUUCGGUAGUGUUGACAGUUCCUUGAAAUUCCUGAUUUCUCCUUGUUUGUUCAGUUCCGAAGCCAUAUUCUGUGAUGUGGUGGUGGUUGCAUAUUUCAUGUAAUCUAUCUUUACGUAGUUCAGAUAUUUCCUGUCAUCUAAACCUUCAUUUCACUAUUUAUGGGAAACGGGAAUUCUUCUA
Molecule: messenger RNA, 1460 nt
Organism: Rhododendron vialii
Lineage: Eukaryota; Viridiplantae; Streptophyta; Magnoliopsida; Ericales; Ericaceae
Product: transcription factor RF2b-like
Exons: 4
Coding region: 190-1146 (318 amino acids)
Biological process (GO): regulation of DNA-templated transcription
Cellular component (GO): nucleus
Molecular function (GO): DNA-binding transcription factor activity
Source: RefSeq, a predicted model, not a curated record